Molecule: messenger RNA, 1682 nt
Organism: Saccostrea cuccullata (small rock oyster)
Lineage: Eukaryota; Metazoa; Mollusca; Bivalvia; Ostreida; Ostreidae
Product: translation initiation factor eIF-2B subunit delta-like
Exons: 11
Coding region: 85-1608 (507 amino acids)
Source: RefSeq, a predicted model, not a curated record
GAUGUACAAAAAUCUGAAACAGAUGGAAAUUUUAUUUUUAUUGUAAAUUCCGUAAAGAUAAGAAAUACUUCAAAAAAUAAGGUCAUGGCCGAGAAACAAGAGGGGGCUCUCCCUACAGAACAUAAAAGUGAAAAAUCUGCUCCUACUGAGAAACAUGACAAAAAAGCUAAAAAGGAAAAGAAGGUAAAGAAAGAAGGAAAAGAGGGACAUCCGAAAGAUAAGACUGACAAGGCAGAUCCAAAUCAACCUCAGAAAAGUAAAGCAGAACUUAAGGCAGAAAGACGGGCAAAACAAGAAGCUCAGCGAGCUGCCAAACAAGAGAAGCUGGAAGCUGCUGGGGCGGGAGGUAAGAAGGAGGGUACUGCUGUAAACACCAAGAAAGACGCUUCAUCAUCCUCAGGAAAAGAAUCCUCUGCAGCAUCAACCGCUAAGAAGGAACCUAAGAGAGUUCCUGAUCAUCUGAAAGCUGACGAUGCAGAAACUCAAAAAAGGGUUGCUAAAAAGCUUGAAAAACAGCGACUUCCCCAGCGGACUGUAGCUCAGCGUAAAGUUCGUCUAUUUAACCAUCUCCAUCAGUACGAGAGAGAAGUCUCUCUCACAGAAUCAUUUUCUUUUUCUUCUGUGGGUAUACAUCCUGUUGUCAUCAAGCUUGGACUGCAGUAUGCGGAGGGAGUUAUAUGUGGGUCUAAUGCCCGCUGUCUGGCCAUGUUGGCGGCAUUCAAACAGGUUAUUCGAGACUAUACAACUCCUCCUCAGAAAGAGCUUUCAAGAGAUCUGGAGGCCAAGCUAAAGCCAUGCAUUACCUUCCUGAAUCAGUGUCGCUUGAUGUCAGUUAGUAUGGGAAAUGCUGUCAAACAUCUGAAACACCACAUCACGCACAUGCCCAAUAAUCUACAGGACCGAGAGGCUAAAGACAGACUAUUGGAUACUAUUGAUAAUUAUAUAAAGGAGAGAAUUCUUCUCUCAGCAGUAGCUAUUUCAAAGUAUGUCAAGGACGAGGAGAAGAUAAAAAAUGGUGAUGUUAUCCUUGUGUACUCAUGUUCAUCAAUUGUCCGUAGAGUACUCUGUGAUGCAUGGAAUCAAGGGAAGGAAUUUAAGGUCAUCGUCGUAGAUGCUAGACCUAAAAUGGAAGGUAAGGAGAUGCUAAGGAGACUUGUGAGAGCUGGUAUCCCAUGUUCCUACAUUUUGAUCAAUGCUGCUUCAUACGCAAUGCAAGAGGCCACCAAGGUGAUGCUGGGUGCACACGCCCUGCUGGCUAAUGGCUGUGUCAUGUCUAGGGUAGGAACCUCUCAGAUAGCUUUAAUAGCUAAAGCCUGUAAUGUCCCAGUCCUAGUGUGCUGCGAGACCUACAAAUUCUGUGAACGGGGGCAGACCGACUCCUUUGUAUAUAAUGAACUGGGUGACCCUGAUGACCUGGUAUCCAUUGGAAACAAGACUCCCUAUUUAAAUGACUGGAGAGACUACAGCCCCCUGACCCUGCUUAACCUAGUCUAUGAUGUGACCCCUCCAGAGUUCAUCUCCUUAGUGAUAACUGAACUUGGACUUAUUCCCUGUACCUCUGUUCCUGUUGUGCUUCGUAUGAAGCAAGCAGAAACAAAUGAAACCUGAGAAUUCAAAUUAAAUUAUGUAACAGUCAAAAAAGUUUGAUUUUUAUUUAUAGAUUGUAAUAUAUUUUAUGCAUU